AAGAGAAAAAAGUAUCAACCAUAAACCCUAAUGUGAUUCCCGCUUCCCCGCGUACACGAUUCAACUCUGAAAACAAAUCUCCGGUCAUCGCACAGCAAAAUAAAUCUGCUGAAAAACCCUUUCCUACUCUCCUGUUGGUUAAGCAACUCCGCCGUAGUUCAAACAUGACAAUCAUGUUAUGCCCCAAUCUGUUUGAUAUACACCCAUUCCAUUCUCACAAACAGUUGGUUAAGCUUCCAUUUCAUUCUCGCACUUCUUUGUCAAGCCUUGCCAUUACCAAUGCGCAUACGCAGAGCCUCUUUUCACACUUUGCUUCCAACAAACUUAACAUGUCUGAGGCUGACAUCACUCGGAUUUUCAGAUUGGUCCCCCAUUUGCAGAAUCUUCGAACCCUUCACAGCGUUGAGCAGUGUAUUCAUUAUUUGAAGAAGCGCGGCUGCAGUGACGUCCAAAUUGCCAAUAUGAUGAGGAAUCAGCCCUCAUUGAUCACCAGUUCAGAAAAAAAAUUGGAACCCAAGAUCAGGCUGCUGGAAGAUUUCGGUUUUGAGGGUCGAAACCUGACGAAGCUUGUGACGGUCAAUCCAAGCAUCUUGUCUCUGAGCCUCGAGAAAAAUCUUCUUCCCAAAAUGAUGUUCCUCAAGAGCAUAUUUGAGCCCGAGGACGUGCUCGUUAAAGCCACGUUAAAAGCACCAUAUCUUAUCGGUCAUAACCUGGAGAACGUCCUGAAGCCCUCGCUUGCUUUCUGGGAGGGAUUUGGUUUAAGCAGGGCGGAACUCUCUAAAUUCUUACAGUUGUCUCCGAAAGUACUGUCACGCAGUUCUCUAAUGCCUGCAGAAGUUGUUCUCAUCGAGAACAUUGGCCUUGAUAAAGGAAGCAAAAUGUUCAAAUAUAUUUUAAGUGCAGUGAUUCUUGGCCGCAUGGAAACGUUGGAGGCCAGGAUAGAGAAUCUCAAAUUCUGGGGUCUCUCAGCCGAGGAAAUCUGGCGAAUAUUUAGGGUUGCUCCUCUAGUCUUAAGUUUCUCCAAGGAAACUAUUGGUGAGAAGAUGAAUUUUGUAGUUAAUCAUUUGGAGGUUCCUGCAAAUUCUGUAGUGAAGCACCCUGUCUUGUUGCAAAAAAGUUUAGAACGGUCUAUGAGGCCCAGGUUUCUGGUUUGGCAGAAAAUCGAGUCCACCACUGACCUCAGUCUUUCUAUUAUCAAGGUAUUGAAGAUGACGGAGGAAAGGUUUAUCAAGAUUAUAGAAGAGCAUCCUGACUCUGAAACCCUGUGGACAAUUUAUGAAAAUGCCGUUUCUGAUGCUCCCAAUGAUACAAAGAGAUCAAGCAGAUUGAGACUGUGAGAGUCAGGAAUCCAAAACCACAGAAAACUUGUUUAGCUAGUCUUUGGCAGAGGCGUUCCCCAUCUAGAUGUUGGCUGUGAGCAUUUUACUUUCCUGGAGGCACCAUAUUCAACGUCAGGAGCGACAAUGUUAUUUCCUCUGCCGUUUGUUCUGUGUGUAAUUACUCUUCAAGCGAGGGAUUCUGCCAACUCUCCUCUGGUCUAUAUACAUGCACCGAUGCACGUAAUGCAGUUUCAUAAGCAUUUAAACAUGACAAUCAUUUUUGUUUUCUGCUAUGAAAAAAUCCAGUGCCUAACUUCAAGAUUGCAAUAAUGGAGGAUUUGCUUUCCCACAACAAAAUAUUGGGAAAUCACUGCCUCAGGGAAUAACUGCCUCAGGGAAUAAUUAUAGACAAUUGGAGAGAGGAAAUGAUGGAGGCCUUUGACACUGAUGAAAUCCACAUAUGUUUUCAGGUGCUGGUGGUGUUAGCAAUCAUUACUGUAGAUCUCUUCCAAGCAAUUUAUAGUGAUAAGUUUGCAUUUACAGGAAUUUUGAUUGUAAAUAUAAUGGUCAAUGGAAAGAAUGUUGACAUUGAAGCAUGUUUCUAAUGGCGGUCAAGAUUCAAACUCCAUUGGACACCGUAAUGUAUGAAACAAUUAUUCAAUUAUGUUGUCGUGAGUAUGUUUAAACCUUCUCGUUUGCAUGAUAAUCAAACAAUGAAAUUAUUGUUUGUUUACGUUUGGAUGACACUAAAUGGCCAACCAGGCCAACCAGGCCAACCAUU
Cryptomeria japonica (Japanese cedar) is the source of this 2100-nucleotide messenger RNA. RefSeq lists its product as uncharacterized. Gene Ontology annotation, cellular component: chloroplast. Gene Ontology annotation, molecular function: double-stranded DNA binding. Bases 165 to 1337 code for a protein of 390 amino acids. Lineage: Eukaryota; Viridiplantae; Streptophyta; Pinopsida; Cupressales; Cupressaceae. Gene Ontology annotation, biological process: regulation of DNA-templated transcription; chloroplast organization. The transcript has 2 exons. The record is from RefSeq and is a predicted model, not a curated record.